Corythoichthys intestinalis (scribbled pipefish) is the source of this 1107-nucleotide messenger RNA. It is a transcript of the gene tmem167b, whose product is annotated as transmembrane protein 167B. The coding region runs from base 159 to 383 and encodes 74 amino acids. The record is from RefSeq and is a predicted model, not a curated record. NCBI's taxonomy places the organism in Eukaryota, Metazoa, Chordata, Actinopteri, Syngnathiformes, Syngnathidae. The transcript is spliced from 3 exons.
ACUGUGUCACUUGCAAAGGAGUAAAAGAAGUAAACCGGAAAUGUCAACCCAGUGACUUCGAAGUCGCUGUCGUUACCUUCACUCUUCCAAAACAAACGAUGGCUUUUUAAAAGGCGCAAGUAACAUUCCCGUAACGUCGAUAAAAGGCCGCUGCGAAUAUGACAAAUGUGUACUCUUUCGAUGGGAUCCUGGUGUUUGGGCUGCUCUUCAUCUGCACGUGUGCAUACUUCAAGAAGGUACCUCGCCUCAACAGCUGGCUGCUCUCGGAGAAAAAGGGAGUGUGGGGAGUCUUUUACAAAGCUGCAGUCAUCGGGACACGUCUUCAUAUAUCGGUGGCCAUCUCCUGUGUGAUCAUGGCGUUCUAUUUGAUCUUCCUGAAAUGAUGGCACGGAAAAGAUCGGGAAGAAAUUGGAUCGGCGCAAGAAGUGGUCAUGCGGGAGUCCUUGCGGGACAAGACGCGACAGCCGUGACGUCACGUUGCCUCGUGAACUGGCUUUGAAAGACGAGUCAGUGCCGCCCCCUUCUGGUGACGGGGUAAAUGUCUCCCAAAACAGAUGAAGUCAUCCUGAAUCCGCACCAGUUUUUUUAAUACGAGAAGCCUUCUUCGUUCAGAUAAUUAUUUAUACCGAAGGUAUGGCGUUGAGUGUAUUUAGCCUGUACGACGUGAAUUUAGAGUACUCUUCUGAUCAAACUGAAAAGGAUUCAUUUAACACCUUUGCAUUUAUUGUACCUUUUGGUUUCCCUUCAGAUCUUGUGGAUUUGAAACCGGUUCUUAAACUACACAGCUCGGUCCGUCUAAUUGCUUACUGUAUGAUAAUUGUUUAUAAGUCUGUACUGACUGCUGUUCUAAAUGGAGAUUUGUAUAAAUUGGACCAAUGUGUGUGAACAUGUCCUUAGAAAUAUACUUGGUUACAAUAAAUGAGGACAGUGGUUAUGUAGAACUAUUUCAUGAUAUCAUUCAAAGGAAAUGUUGAGGCGGGAGUCCAAUGGAACUUUGAGUAAAAUACUAGAAACUACUACUAAGAUCAUGUCUAUACAUAUUUAGCAAAAAGAAGAUUUUUUUCCCUACGGUUUGGCUUAUCAUCCACACACACAUUUAACACUUAG